This is a messenger RNA of Parnassius mnemosyne (clouded apollo), 279 nucleotides long. The record is from the annotation of a GenBank genome assembly. NCBI's taxonomy places the organism in Eukaryota, Metazoa, Arthropoda, Insecta, Lepidoptera, Papilionidae.
AUGAUUAUUGAUAUAUUUUUAUCGAUGUUACUCUGCAUACGUUGUCAGCUGUUCCUCAACGAAGUAAAAACUACUAAAAAAUUAUCAACAAGUGUUAUGGCGCUACAUAUUUCUGGGCCGUUAAGAGAGAAAGCUAAAAGAAUGUGGGAAAUUAUAGAAAAGACGCCGCCAAAGUUCUCUGUUUACGGCAUGUGGGAUAUGGAUGCGUCCCUUCUGCUAAAAAUUAUUCACCUUCUAUCUACCCUCAUUAUAACUGUGUUGCAAUUCACUUUGUUAUAA